Messenger RNA from Musa acuminata AAA Group (dessert banana), 993 nucleotides. RefSeq lists its product as uncharacterized. Gene Ontology annotation, molecular function: protein phosphatase inhibitor activity. NCBI's taxonomy places the organism in Eukaryota, Viridiplantae, Streptophyta, Magnoliopsida, Zingiberales, Musaceae. Gene Ontology annotation, cellular component: cytoplasm. The transcript is spliced from 7 exons. Bases 604 to 981 code for a protein of 125 amino acids. The record is from RefSeq and is a predicted model, not a curated record.
UGAAGUGGCAAUUGUUCCUCCUCCUUGGUCGGCUCCUCCCAUUUUCGUAAGAAGCGUUAUGACGCUGGUCCGGGAUAUUUUCUAGUCUGUUCGAGCGCAAAACAUGAUCCGAUCUGGUCUUUAAACCCCCUUCUUCGGGACAUGGUCUUUCUGCCUUCGUUUACGAAUUUACUUACAGGAUUGUGGGAUAAACUCGGCUUUGGUUCGUUGUUGCGGUAUUGUAAGAUAGCACUAAAUAGGGUUAGUUAACUCGUCGUGAAUCAUAGAGAUCUGGAUGAUCUUUUAUGUUUUGCAUGUUAACCCUAGGAUCAUUUCAUACACUUGACUCUUCUGUCAUGUAAUCCUCAUAUUUAUCUGUAAAAAUGUUUCCUUUACUUCAUCUGAUAUGGAGGAACUAUUUUGGCACGCUAAUCAUUGGAUCAUUCCGUGCUCUUGUCCCUUGUGUCACGCAAUCCUCAGUAGCGUGAUUUUUCAAUGGCAUGCUUUGAGCUGAUCGGAUUGUGGAUGGCCUUUUCGUUACUCGUGCAUUACAAGAGUCUACGGUUUCUUGUGACGUGCCUAAGUUGGUGUCUAAAAGUUUCUUGAGGGUUACUGGAGUCCAUCAUGUCAGACAUGAAUGUUGAUGAACCUGUGAAACAAGAUGAGGAGAAUGCCAUGCCAUCAUCUCAACAAGAGGAGGAGGCGAUUAAGAAAAAGUAUGGAGGAAUCUUACCCAAAAAACCACCACUCAUAUCCAAGGACAAUGAACGGGCUUACUUCGACUCAGCGGACUGGGCUUUAGGAAAGCAGGGAGGGCAUGCUCAGAAGCCCAAAGGACCAGUUGAGGCACUCCGACCAAAGUUGCAGCCUACACCUCAGCAGCAAGUACGUUCCCGUCGCUCAUCCUACGCAUCUAGCGACAAUGAAGGUACACCUGGUUAUUUGCUUUCAUUUUACCAUCUUUAUUUUUCUCAUUAUCCAUUCAAAAUCCUUCUAGCCUAAUCUCUUUCCAAC